Messenger RNA from Podarcis muralis (Common wall lizard), 1462 nucleotides. Lineage: Eukaryota; Metazoa; Chordata; Lepidosauria; Squamata; Lacertidae. The record is from RefSeq and is a predicted model, not a curated record.
CUGGGCUGCCGUACAGCAGCAUGGCGGCGCUGUGCCGAGCAAGCCCGCGCUUCCUACGCAAGCCCGGGCUCUGCCGUACAGCGCGGGCCCUGUCUUCAGAGAAGCACGAGUAUGAUCUCCUAGUCGUCGGGGGAGGAUCUGGCGGCCUUGCUUGCGCGAAAGAAGCUUCCCAAUUUGGAAAGAAGGUAGCUGUGUUAGAUUAUGUGGAACCAUCUCCGAAAGGAACCAAAUGGGGUCUUGGUGGAACCUGUGUGAACGUUGGUUGCAUUCCUAAGAAGCUGAUGCACCAAGCAGCUCUUCUGGGAAGUUCUCUCAAAGACGCCCAGCGCUAUGGCUGGAAUGUAUCCUAUCCUGUGAACCAUGACUGGUCUGCAAUGUCAAAAGCUGUUCAAAACCACGUCAAAUCCUUGAACUGGGGCCACAGGGUACAGCUGCAGGAUAAGAAAGUGAAAUACUUAAACCUGAAAGGGAGUUUUGUGGAUCCACACACAAUUCGUGGGCUGAUGAAAGGCAAAGAGGCAUUGCUCACAGCAGAAAACAUAGUCCUUGCCACGGGCGGAAGGCCUAAAUAUCCCACAAACAUCGCAGGAGCACGGGAGUAUGGGAUUACGAGUGACGAUCUCUUCUGGCUGAAAAGGUCUCCUGGGAAAACGUUGGUUGUUGGAGCCAGCUAUGUUUCCCUCGAAUGUGCUGGUUUUCUCGCUGGCCUCGGACUGAACGCAACAGUUAUGAUGAGGAGCAUCCCGCUCCGAGGAUUUGACCAGCAAAUGGCUACUCUUGUGGCAGAUCACAUGGAAGGCCACGGGACGAGAUUCCUGAAGAAAUGUAGCCCAACGAAAGUGAAGAAGGGGGAGAACGGCCGGCUGCGCGUGACGUGGAAAUACCUCGAUUCUGGCAAAGAAAAGUCAGACGAAUUUGACACGGUGAUGUGGGCAGUAGGCCGAGCCCCUGACACCCAAACUCUCAACUUGGAGAUGGCUGGAGUGAAAACAAAUCCCGCGACGGGGAAAAUCAUUGUUGAUGCAAGAGAAACCACUUCUGUUCCUCACAUUUAUGCAAUUGGAGACAUAACAGAGGGUCGCCCCGAGCUAACGCCUACGGCCAUUGCUGCAGGGAAGCUGGUUGCUCAGAGGCUAUUUGGCCAGUCGGCAGAACUCAUGGAUUAUGACAAUGUGCCUACCACUGUCUUCACCCCCCUGGAGUAUGGCUGUGUAGGACUCUCGGAAGAAGAAGCUGCAGGGCGGUUUGGAGCAGAUCAUAUAGAGGUGUACCAUGCGUUUUAUAAGCCGUUGGAGUUUACCGUGGCCGAAAGAGACGCAGCUCAAUGUUACAUAAAAAUGGUGUGCUUACGCCAGCAAGAACAGCGAAUUCUCGGCCUUCAUUUCAUUGGCCCAAACGCCGGCGAAGUUAUUCAAGGAUUUGCCCUUGGAAUCAAGUAAGUGGGAUCAAGAAUUCUGCCCUC